AAGACAUUGAGGUUGGAUCUAGCCCUUGGGGACCCAACAUUGCCUCAUGACUCUUGCUGCCAGCAUCCUGUUGCUUUGGUUGCUCUCCAGAUCAAGAGAAAAAUAUGUUCAAAGUGAGAUCCUCCUUCCUGCUCCCAAAAUCUCCUUGAUUCCCAGUUGGGGAGUCUUGCCUAGAGGAAAUGUCACCAUCCUCUGUGAGGCACCCAUCACCGAAGGGCUGACUUUCUACCUGAAAAAAGAUCAUCAGAUGAUAGCCAGUCCAAGACCAGGAGACAAAGGAUCGGCUCAUUUCCCCAUCAUUAACGCAAGCUUAAAGGAUGGAGGAAUGUACACCUGUUUCUAUUACAAUUCAAGCAAGUCUAGUUCAGAAUGCAGUGAACCACUGGAGUUGCUGAUAACAGAUCUCGAGCUACCAAAGCCAAAUAUCAUCCUUUAUCCAAAGAAGCUGAUUUACCUGGGAAGUAAUGUGUCUAUUCAGUGCUCAUUCAAAGGCGCAACCCAACGUCCAAUCCAGAGGUUCUAUCUCCAUACUGAUGCAGAUAAGAUGAAACCAGAUUCUGUGAAACCAGAUGGAGACACGGCUACAUUUAACAUCAGAGAAGUGCAAACGCACCAUGCAGGCAAAUAUAGCUGCAGCUACAGAGCACCAUCGGGGGAUUUUAUCUCCUCCAAGUUCAGCGAUGAUUUGGAGUUGUUUGUCAUAGAUCCCUACUUUCCUAGACCCAUUAUCUCUCUGGGCCCCACUGAGCUGGUUGCUUUUGGGGGAAAUGUCACUUUCCAAUGUCAAAGCAAAAGCUUUCCCAUGAGGUUCUAUCUCCAAAAGUCUGGAGAAGAGAUGCUUCAGCCAUGCUUGGGGACUGGUGAGGCCACAGCUCAAUGCUUCAUCUCCAACGUAGACCAGGCGCAUACAGGAGAAUAUAGCUGCAGGUACAGCGAGUCAAAACCUUUCAUCAUCUCAAAGACUAGUGAACUUGUGAGAUUGCUAAUGACAGAUCAGAACAUAGCCCGACCCAAUAUCUCCCUGAUCCCAGGCUACAUUGCACAACUGGGAAGCAAAGUCACCAUUCAGUGCUCAGCCCAAGGUCAGAGCAAGAGGUUCUAUCUUCAUAAGGCUGAAGACAAGAAGAAUCUACAAAUAGCACUGACAAAUGAGGACAGGAAGAACUUCAGUAUCAACAAAAUGGACUGGGAGGAUGGAGGGAGCUUCUACUGCAGCUACACAGAGCCCUCCCAGUUUUUCACCUCUUCAGAGACCAGUGACCGUGUGGAGCUGUUUGUACUAGAUCCCAAGUUAUCCAAACCCAACAUCACCCUGGCUCACACUCAGUGGGUUGUCCGGGGUGGAAAUGCCACCAUCAAUUGCCAUAGCCAGCCCUGGGCUGCAAAGUUCCUUUUCGAGAAGACUGGAAAACAAAUGCCUCUUCAAGUCAUAGAGAUUAAUGGGACCAUGGGCACAUUCUUCAUGAAAGAUGCUAACUUGGAGGAUGGAGGGAACUAUAGCUGCAGGUACAGUGCUAAGGAGAAACCUUUUAGCAUCUCAGAGCCCAGUGACUUGGUGACAAUCAAGAUAACAGAUCCUGAUCUACCCAGGCCCAACAUUUCUUUUCAUCCUAGUACAAUGCCACAGCUGGGGGGAAACAUCACCAUUCAGUGCUCUGUCAAUAAUUCAUACAAGGCAUGGUAUCUUUAUAAGGAUGAUGGUAAGAAGGAAUUACAGUCAGUGGAGACAAGUAGCUCUAAUGCUGUGUUCCUCAUCAACAAUGUGAGUGAAGCUGAUGGAGGGAGCUACUAUUGCAAUUAUAGACCCCAAUCAGAGUCCUUCAUCUCGGAAGCAAGUAACACCGUGGACCUUUACCUAGUAGAUCCUAAUUUUUAUAUACCAACAAUUUCCAUGAUUCCUAGCAACUUGGUUGCCUUUGGAGAACAAGUCACUAUCAAGUGUGAAACUGGGAAAGAAGCCAUGAUGUUCUAUCUCCAUAAGGAUGGAGACCCAUCACUAAACUGGACCAUGGAAAGUGAAUUAUAUCAUGGUACAGUGUCCAUUCACAAUGUCAGCUGGGACAACAAAGGGAGCUACAGUUGCAGCUAUGUAGCAGAAAAAAGGCCAAAGGUUUUCUCACUACAGAGUGACCCAAUAGAACUCCUGGUAUCAGGUAUGGUUUCUGACUUGGCUAUCUAACAGUGUGCCUUACUAUAUUAUUUGCUUUAACAGGUUCCUAUCCAACUAAGCCAUACUCAGAGUAGGGCCCUAGAAAUCAAUGGACCUAAGGUGAAUCUCUUGAUUUCAAUGGAUCUACGCUGAGUAUUACUUAG
Zootoca vivipara (common lizard) is the source of this 2313-nucleotide messenger RNA. RefSeq names its product leukocyte immunoglobulin-like receptor subfamily A member 2. Gene Ontology annotation, biological process: immune response-regulating signaling pathway. The record is from RefSeq and is a predicted model, not a curated record. NCBI's taxonomy places the organism in Eukaryota, Metazoa, Chordata, Lepidosauria, Squamata, Lacertidae.